Messenger RNA from Oncorhynchus gorbuscha (pink salmon), 4998 nucleotides. RefSeq lists its product as uncharacterized. The coding region runs from base 1914 to 3206 and encodes 430 amino acids. The transcript has 3 exons. The record is from RefSeq and is a predicted model, not a curated record. Lineage: Eukaryota; Metazoa; Chordata; Actinopteri; Salmoniformes; Salmonidae.
ACAACGACAGAUUUGUACCUGGUCAGCUCGGGGGUUUGAACUUGCAACCUUCCGGUUACUAGUCCAACGCUCUAACCACUAGGCUACCCCACUGCCCCUUUAAUUUCCUUACGCACCAAUACAUGCAAUACCUUAUAAUGACAAAGUGAAAAUGUGUUUUUAGACAUUUUUGUACAUGUAUUUAAAUUUUACUACAGAAAUAUCUCAUUUACAUGAAUAUUCACUUCCCUAAGUCAGUACUUUGUCGAAGCACCUUUGGCGGUGAUUACAGCUGUGAGUCUUUUUGGGUAAGCCUCUGAGCGCUUUGCAUACCUGGAUUGAACAAUAUUUGCCCAUUAUUCUUAAAAAAGGUUAAUUAUUUAUCAAUGCUAGACAUUUUCAAAUCUUGCCAUAGAUUUUCAAAACUAACUAGGCCACUCCGGAACAUUCAAUGUUGUCUUGGUAAGCAACUCCAGUGUAUAUUAGGCCUUGUGUUUUAGGUUAUUGUCCUGCUGAAAGAUGCAUUGAUCUCCUAAUGUCUGUUAAAAAGCAGUCUGAACCAGGUUCUCCUCUAUGAUUUUUGCCUGUGCUUAUAGCUGUAUUCUGUUUUCUUAAUAUCCCACCAAAAAUUGCUAGUCCUUGCCAAUGACAGGCAUACCCAUAACAUGAUGCAGCCACCACCAUGCUUGAAAACAUGAAGAGUGGUACUCCCGUGAUGUGUUGUGUUGGGUUUGUCCCAAAUGCCUUCUAUUCAGGAUAAAAAGUAUAUUUCUUUGUCACAUUUUUUGCAGUAUUACUUAAGUUCUUUGUUGCAAACAGGGUGCAUGUUUUGGAAUAUUUUUUAUUCUGUACAGGCUUCAUUCUUUUCACUCUGUCAUUUAGGUUAGUAUUGUGGAGUAGCUACAAUGUUGUUGAUCCAUACAUUAAACUCAGUAGCUGUUUUGAAGUCAUUGGCCUCAUGGUGAAAUCCCUGAGCAGCUAACUUCCUCUCUGGCAACUGAGUUUGUAAGAAUGCCUGUAUCUUUGUAUCGACUGGGUGUAUUGAUACACCUUCCAAAGACUAAUUAAUAACUUCACCAUGCUCAAAGGGAUAUUCAGCAUCUGCUCUUUUUAUUUGUACACAUCUACCAAUCGGUGCCCUUCUUAGCGAGGCAUUGGAAAACCUUGCUGGUCUUUGUGGUUGAAUCUGUACUUGAAAUGCAUUACUCAAUUGAGGGACCUUAACAAAUAACCUGUAUGUGUGGGGUACAGAGAUGGAAUAGUUAUUCAACUACUAUUAUUGAACACGGAAUGAGUCCAUGCAACUUAUGUGGUUUGUUAACCAUAUUUUUGCUCCUAAACUUAUUUAGGCUUGCAAUAACAAAGGAGCUGAAUACUAAUUGACUCAAGACUUUUCAGCUUUUAAUGUUUUAUUAAUAAUAUCUACAAAUCAAAUUCCACUUAGACAUUGUGGGGUAUUGUGUGUAGAACAUUGACACAAAAUCUCAAUUUAAAAUUUAGGCUGUAACACAACAAAAUGUGGAAAAGGUAAAGGGGUGUGAAUACUUUUAUGAAUGCACUGUAUAUGGCUCUGCAUUACACAUAAAAUGAGUAGUUGGACUAUGGUGUCUUCUCUAGGGGGCAGUUUUUCUUUUAAGAGCAGUGAUGCUCGGCCUGAACAUUUGACACAAAUCACUUGUACGGUUUUGGAAGCAUAAGGACCUAAUCUUUUAUAUUGGCGAGAAAUCUUUUUUUUUAAACCAAAGGUUAAAUUGAUACACCUUUUUAUAGGGUUAGGGUUCCCCACACGGCCAUAUUUCAGCGCUUGUUUCCGGAAGACGGUCAACUACCUGUGCUAAUCAGCUUACUAAUGCAAAUGAAGAGGAAGACCUAGACAAUAACCAAUCAACAAGAUUAAGAUCAAACCUGGGAAAAAGCAACGCAAUAAAACCAAGAUGACUAGGAGUCAUCGAGACUCCAUCAAAACAGAUUGUGAAACACAGUCAGAUGAUGUUGACUCCAUUAGAGAAGAUUCAGACAUUGGCCAAGCCCACUCUCUCAGCAGUAUUGGGUUUACUUUCAACAUCAUCCAAAUCAAAGAGGAGGAAACAGACUUUGAAGUGCAUGAAACAAGUGAGGAACAUAACGGAAUUAGAUCAAAUUAUCACUUGGAUUCUAGAGCACUCCACCAGGAUUCUGGAACCAUCAAAACCAAGACUGAAACAGAUUCUGUUUACAUUAGCCAAGGAACUGUGGAAAUUAAGACUGAGGAUGAUUCUGAAAUCAGAGUGGUUAAGACAGAAACUCUAAUGUACUCUCCCUCACACAGCUGCCCCCACUGCAGUUGCAUGUUCCACACACCACAGCAGCUACUUGUCCACACCUGCCAGGUCGUGAAUUCUGACAACAUUGUGGAUUUUUUGUUGAAGACCCCAUUUCAUUCUUUGGAGUCCACAGAAAAGGUGCGAAUUAAAACAGAGGGUCGACCUCUGCCUGAAAUCAAGUACAUAAGGAAGGAUGACAAAGUGAGGAGGGCGUUCAAUACCAACUGGUAUAAAAAGUAUCAAUGGCUAACAGGUAGUCUUUCAUCAAGCCGCUUGUAUUGCUGGCCUUGUCUGCUCUUUGGAACGUUUGAGCCUUGGGCUAAAGGGGGGUUCAGUGACCUGAAGAACAUUGACCUUUCAGCUAAACGGCAUGACGAAUGCCGGGAGCAUCUCAACUCCUACGCGAAACUCAAGCUUUUGGGACACCCGAGUCAUCAUGCCAAUCAUUCACUCAAUGAAGGCCUGCGUAUUCAAGCUGCGCAACACAACGAGAAGGUCAGAAGAAACAGGGAUGUUCUCAAACGCUUCAUUGACAGCAUUGCAUACUUAGGCAUGCAAGAGUUGGCUUUUAGGGGGCACGAUGAGACGGAAAGUUCCGCUAACAAAGGCAACUACAGGGAAUUGGCAGAGGUAAUCGCGCGGUAUGAUGCUUUACUUGCUCAGCAUAUGGAAUCUUCAACUGUGUUCACUGGAAUGUCAAGAACAAUUCAGAAUGACUUGAUAACUGCUAUCGCAUCAUCAAUUAAAAGUGAGAUUAAAAGCGAAGUUGACGCUGCUCCAUUUUUCUCAUGGCAAAUGGAUGAAACUACAGACUUUUCGCAGUUGUCUGUCAUUGUCAGGUAUGUGGAUGAUCGGGGGUGUGUCCAGGAGCGUUUCUUGGGCUACUUUGAUGUGUCAGCUGGGCGAGAUACAGUCUGUGUUUGAUCUAGUGAAUUCGGAGAUGUCAUAGUUUAACUUUGUGGAGAAACUAGUCGCUCAAACAUAUGAUGGCGCUGCUGUAAUGGCUUCUGAUUUAAAUGGUCUGCAAGCAAAAGUAAGAGCUGUAGCGCCGAGCGCCACCUUUGUGCAUUGCUAUGCACAUCCCCUCAACUCCGUAUUAAGCCAGAGCGUGAAGUCUAUGCCCAAGACCAAGGUUUUCUUUGCCACACUGGGUGGCUUCGCAACUUUUUUUUGUAAGUCCACCAAUAGAAUGCUGCUAGAAAAGGUCGCUUGUGCAAGUUUGCCAAAAAAUGUACCAACACAUUGGAAUUUCACGUCCAGAGUCGUUAACACAGUGGCAAAAAACUUUGAGCAUCUAUUGGACACAUUCACAGGUAUCACAGAGCAUCCUAACAUGGACGAUGACACGAUUUUCAAUGCAAAUGGGUUCAAGACACAGCUGGAAGAUUUUCAUUUUAUUUUUUUACUUCUCACUUUUGAAUAUAUAUUUGCUUGCACAGAUGUGGUUUUUGACAGUGUGCAACAGAAUGCCAUGGAUGUAGAAUUUUGUAAGAGGAGGAUUGAGAAUCUUAUGCUCAAGAUAGAGGAGCACAAAUCUGAAGAAGAAUUUAGUGCUAUAUAUCAGAAGGCUUCGAACAUGACAGAUGAUCCAGAGUUGAUGCACAGAAGGAAGCAAAGGCAGGGCACGCAGGAUGUAAUGCAGAUGUACAAAUCACUGUACGAUUCAAUCCAUGACAACAUCAAGACACAAAUAGCACAGAGGUUCCAAAGCCUGGACAGCAGGAGAUACAUGGAGUUGUUAGAUCAUGAGAAAUUUGAGUCAUUCCAGAGUGAAUUCACUGCAAAUGCAAUGGAAAGCCUGUCCCAGAGCUAUGGGUGAGCUGCAAGUGUUCUACUGUGGUGAGGAGCUUCAAGGGAACAGUCGAAAACUGUGUGACAGAAUCUUGCAUUUCAAGGGGGUGUGGAUUGAAUGAAGUGAUGCCUGAGGUGUACCGGUUCAUGUGCCUAGUUGCAACUAUAGGGGCAACGUCAGCGGGCGUGGAGAGCAGAUUCUCUCGUCUGAAGAGGCUGAAAAGCUACACAAGGAACACCAUGGGACAUGAGCGACUCAAGAACCUGGCAAUCCUAUCCAUAGAAAGGAGAAUUCUUAAAUCAUUGCAGAAGAAUCCUCACUGGUAUGAGAGGGUCAUUGACCAGUUUGCCAACCAGACUAUGAGAAGAAUGGACUUUAUAUUCAAGUGAUUGAGACUGGAUGGUGGAAACUCCCUGAACUACUGCAAGGGAGUAUAAGGUCCCAUGAUGCCAAUGAUAUCUUAAAAGCAGAGUGUAGGUCCUGUUUGUAAGCAUGUGCACAUGUCCACAACCUCUCAUUCUUCCUCUGGAGACCUCAACCCUUCUCAUGCACUGCAGUCUGCGUUGACUAAAGCUGUCAGUGUCAUCGAAUGAUGUCAAACAAACUGACCGCUGCUGCUGCUGCUAAAGAACAUUAAAACUUCGACUAUUUUGGUGAAUGCCGGUUUUCCUUUUUCAGUUUACAUGCCUUUUGGACCCUGCACCCAAAGACUUAUUUGAACUGUUAAGUUGCGCAUGGUUCUUGAUUUUGUGUUGUAUUUUGUAGUUAUUAUGGAUCCCCAUUAGCUACUCUUCCUGCACUUAUAACAUUUUUGUAGUUGAUUAACAAGGGAAAAGUGAUGCACAGAUGGUUGUAUAUGCCCGACUUACUGCCUGGGGAUGACAAAAGUGACUGAUUGCUGUAAAUGAAGUAUGUGAAAGAGGA